AUCAUCGUUUAGACAAUAUCGGUUCUUCACUACUUUUUUUCCAAAUUAUAAAACCGGACAGCCGGAAUAAUAUCGUCGGCUCCACAACUGCCACCAGGGCCGCCGCAUUCAUCUACGUCGGGAAAUAGAACAGCUUAUAUUGAGUAAAAUGAACGGUGGAGAUUCAAAGGAUGAUGAGGAGGAACGGGAACAAGUUAUGAGCGAGGUCCAUCUGGGAUGUCCACCUGGCAUCUCCGGUCCUCACAUUUCCCGCUUCACCAUUUGCCUGCCUUCUGGAGUUGAAUCCAGCAGAUUUAAUGGACUGUUCAAAGAAGAGGAAUCUUGUACGGACCAAGAAAUUAGCUUCGAUGAAGAUGGCGACCUGAUUUUACCAAGAAGACGCCAGAUUUCUCGGCGUUGUUUCACUAUGAAAAUCCAGCAUAAUAUCACUUCACCCAUUCCUAAUGUUGGUUUGCAGGUAUGGAAGGCCGAACUAAUUUUGUCAGAUUUUGUGUUACAUAAGAUGUGCACUUCAAUGGAGUUCCAUGGCAUUGUCUCUUUAGAGCUUGGUGCUGGAACAGGGCUUGCAGGCAUGCUGCUUGCGCAUGCUGCUAAGACCGUGUUCUUAACAGACCAUGGUGACCAAAUCCUCGAAAACUGUCUUAAGAAUGUUCAACUUAAUUCUGGAGUCCUUAAUCAUCAGAAAGUAGUUUAUGUGCGUGAACUUGAUUGGACUCACCCUUGGCCUCCUAAAGUUAGCUCAGACCUGGCAACUCAAGAAAGGUUUUCAUGGAGCUCCUCAGAACUUGAAGAAGUCCAGAAAGCUUCUCUGCUUUUAGCUGCUGAUGUCAUUUACAGUGAUGAUCUUACAGAUGCGCUAUUUGGUAUCUUAGAGAGAAUAAUGUCGCAAGGGUCUGAAAAGGUGUUAUACUUGGCACUGGAAAAACGCUACAACUUCAGUCUUGAUGAUCUUGAUGUUGUAGCAAAUGGUUAUUUAAAUUUCAGAAGUUACUUGAAAGAUGACAGUGAAUGUGAAGGCCUUGAGCUUGGUUCCUUGCCUUGUUUUAUGGGUAAAUGUAUCGAUGUUGCAGAAAUUCCACAGUAUGUGGGAGGAUAUGACCGAGGAGAUGAUGUUGAGCUUUGGGAGAUUAGAUACAGUAAAGGAAAGCUAUAAUUGAACGUUGAAAGUGAGGAAUUUGUAGGUGAAUUCCAUGGACUUUCCGGCUUGGGCAUCACCACAGGCUUCUAAAUGAAGAUUUUGGGAGAUGUGAAGUCGAAGCACGGUCACGUUAGGGCGAUGGGAUCGUUUUAUAUAUGCUAAGAUUAGAGCUCAAGUUUGAUUUGAAAUUCAGGUCUCAAAGCUCAAUACUAGCUUAAUCAAGUUUUGCUUUUAAAUCUCGAGCUUGGUUUGAGGUGAAAAUUUGAAUUGCUUGAGCUGAUUCGGUUGAACUUGUUUAGUUAUUUCCCAGGCUCGACUUCAAGAUUGGGUCGAGUUCGAUUAGAUAUUUCUCAAUAUUAAUUAAAAACAAAUACUCAAAAUCUCUGUUUA
Messenger RNA from Gossypium raimondii (Peruvian cotton), 1528 nucleotides. RefSeq lists its product as uncharacterized. The transcript has 10 exons. The coding region runs from base 149 to 1153 and encodes 334 amino acids. NCBI's taxonomy places the organism in Eukaryota, Viridiplantae, Streptophyta, Magnoliopsida, Malvales, Malvaceae. The record is from RefSeq and is a predicted model, not a curated record. Gene Ontology annotation, molecular function: protein methyltransferase activity. Gene Ontology annotation, cellular component: nucleus. Gene Ontology annotation, biological process: protein methylation.